This is a messenger RNA of Racocetra fulgida, 212 nucleotides long. The record is from the annotation of a GenBank genome assembly. NCBI's taxonomy places the organism in Eukaryota, Fungi, Glomeromycota, Glomeromycetes, Diversisporales, Gigasporaceae.
UUUUAUUGCUACCACAUCAUCUUUGACAUGGAAAAGAUUUCCAAAAAAUAGUGGCAACGACAAUCAUAACACUGAUAUGUCACCGCUUGGGAAAGAAUCUUGCUAUUGCACUGGUGAUGAAAAAUGCUGCGGAACCGUUUGUUGUGACCUCGACGAAAAAUGUUGCGGAAACACUUGUUGUGAUCGCCGCGACAAAUGCUGUGGAGAUGAAU